GCCGGGGUCCUGUAAUGCGACUUAUCGAUGCCACGUACGACCUCUACUCUUCUCAGCUGAGGGCAAAUCUUCAGUCUGCCACUUCGAAAAUCCACAUCUCGUCUGACCUCUGGACAUCGCCUCAUCGCCAUGGAACACUGGCUGUGUCGGCGCGAUGGGUUGAUAAAGACCAUCAACUACGAAGGGCGCUUCUAGCGAUGCCGGAAUGCCGCUACAGCCAUAGUGGCGAAACGCAAGCCUCUCUCAUUAUGGACACGCUGGAGAGAUAUGGAAUUGCGUCUAACGUAGGAUAUCACGUUGGAGACAAUGCGACGUCUAACGAUUCUUGCUUAUCUUACCUAUCUCUUCGGCUUAGGCGGGACCACGGGCUGUCGUUUGAUCCCUCGAAGCGUCGGAUACGCUGUAUCGGCCAUAUUAUUAAUCUCUCCCUUCAAGCGUUCCUUCAAGCGUCGUCUAAAGAGGCGCUUAUUGCAGCUCUUAAUACCACGGAUGAUAGUACUAGCGACCAGCUAUUCGCCCGAUUCUACGACACGCUGCACGAUACUAAGGAAUCGAUGCAAACAACAGACAGAUCAACAAAGAAGGCUCUCGCGAAAUGGCAACCGUAUACUUGAGAACUUCACCGGAUGGCAGCAUAUUGCGCCACUGCGUAAGGUACAUAAUAUUGCGGUUUGGAUACGUAAAUCUACGCUUCACUCGGCUGCGUGGGAUGAUGAGAUUAAGCUCCGACUCGACAUAGAUAAUGCGACACGUUGGAACUCGUGGUAUCGAUUGCUCGAUAAUCUUCUGAGGUAUCAAGCACGAGUGAAGCAGUUUCUGGUUGACCAUGACAGGGAGCUCCAAGAUGAUAUCCUUCUAGCGUCCGAGUGGGAAUUUAUUGAACGGACGCACCGUUUCUUGCAACCGUUUGCCUCAGCCACGUUGCUUGCCGGAGGAGCAGGAUCCACGCUAUCUCAAUCGCUGUCCAUCAUGGACGUUUUAUUGCGGCAGUACGAAAAUACAAAGAACUUUAUAGUUCACAGGAAACGCUGGAUCGUCACAUGGUCCACUGUAUCGACAUGGGCUGGUUUGUGCUUAAUAAAUACUACGCUUUGUCAGACCAGACGCCAGUGUAUGCAGCGGCGCUCCUGCUUGAUCCUUCGAAGAGACAAAAAUACAUUGAACGGAAUUGGAAAGAGUCCUGGCAAGCUCCUGCCGUUAAUGCCGCUCGCGAAAUUUGGUUAGAAGAAUACAAGUCUGCGGCGAGCCCUGAUUUACAGAUUCCUACAGAUGCGCCUUCUUCUACUAGCAGACAGCGUAACGAGCUGGAUGAGCUCUUAAGUGAUAUAGCGGUGACUGGCCCGAUAGUAGGCGAUGCCGAUGACUUCGAAACAUUUAUUUGUGCUCCUCCCACCCGGAUUACCGGAACUGCGCUCGAGUGGUGGCUACAUUCAGACCAAAGGAAAGCGUACCCGCGGCUUUCUCGUAUGGCAAUAGAUAUCCUCUCCAUUCCUCCUGAAUCAUCUGACGCAGAGUCUCAUUUCUCAUCCGC
[Torrubiella] hemipterigena is the source of this 1531-nucleotide messenger RNA. NCBI's taxonomy places the organism in Eukaryota, Fungi, Ascomycota, Sordariomycetes, Hypocreales, Clavicipitaceae. The record is from the annotation of a GenBank genome assembly.